This is a messenger RNA of Symsagittifera roscoffensis, 1121 nucleotides long. RefSeq names its product amiloride-sensitive sodium channel subunit gamma-like. The record is from RefSeq and is a predicted model, not a curated record. Lineage: Eukaryota; Metazoa; Xenacoelomorpha; Acoela; Convolutidae. Gene Ontology annotation, molecular function: ligand-gated sodium channel activity. Gene Ontology annotation, cellular component: plasma membrane. Gene Ontology annotation, biological process: sodium ion transmembrane transport.
GAAUCGAUGUAGCUGGAGGACAACACGUGACAAUUGAGUACAAACAGACGAACUGGCUGAGGGACGACAAGAACGAGGACUGUGUUCCUCGAGGCUCACUUCUGGAGGGGUCGGAGUUCACUCAGAAAUACAGCGAGGCCUUGUGUAAAUUACACUGCUACCAUAAACUGUACGAGGAUAAGGUCAACUGCUCCGCUUCAAGGUACUUCAGUUGUAGAAUGUGUGGUUUUCAAGAAAAAGAAAUCAUCGAGAAAAAUGGAUUUGCAAAGCAGGCACAUCAAUGCAUCAGAGAAAAUUGCAAGCAAAGCUGUUCUCAAAUAACGUUUCCUCACACGCAACAAAUAGCCAAGUACCCGACACUAAACGAUGCUCAGUAUUUUCUCGGAAAGCUAUUCGUGGAGCUCCAAAAAAACGAAUCGAACUACACCGAGAUCGCAAAACAUGCGACUUCGAAAUUUCUUGACGCCGUUGCUGCUGGUAAAAUUCUCUUCUGCAAUAUGGGUCAGAUUACUAACCCCGAAUGUGAGAAAAAAGCGUAUAACUACGCUUUGCAAGUGGCGAAGCAAGGGUUCACGAAGCUGCAUAUUUUCAGAAAAAACUCGGAUGUCACAGCUUUCUCUGAAAUCAGUUCUUACACGGAGUUCACAUUGAUCAGUAACAUGGGCGCGCAGAUGGGUUUAUGGGCUGGGCUUACUUUCAUAUGCCUAUACGACUUAAUGGAAAAAUACGCGAAGCUCAUUUUUGUGGACAAAUUGGGAAAAAUGUAUAUGAAAAGAUUCAAGUUGCAAAAAGCUGAGGAAAAAAUGGAAGAUCAAGAAGAAUUGGACGUUUCGUCAGAAGAUGCUGAAAGAAUAGAGAAAAAACAAUCUUCGGUUGACUCAGGACAACACAAAUUUUAUUCAAAACAGAAAAAAUCAUGUGGCAUGGAAUGAAUGGCGAACCAUAGUCAACAACAAGAAUGGGACAUACGCAAUAACAAAAACGGGAAAUAAGGCUAUUUUUCAAACAAUCAGAACAGAAUAAAUGUGUGAUGAUGAUAGAUAAUUCUUAAGACCUGACAGCAAAAAAUUACGACCAAUAUGCCCUUAAAUUUUUAUGUUUUAAUAAUGCUUGGUACUCAA